AUGAUCCGCACAAUUUAUCUUCCUCUUGGACGUGAGAACCGUGUUUUCUCUGAAGUUCGAAGCAAGCUGUUCCAGUUCGGUCUGGUCUGCUCUAAAGUUAGAAAGCUUUCGCCGGUGCCUGCCGUGAUGCAUGGUCAUUUUGAUUUCGGCCAGUUCCUUUCGUCCCCCGGGGUAUUUGCUGACAGGGACGUGAACGACGUAUCCCUCCUAGGCACGGCGACGGUGCGAAAUGAUUGGAUCACAAGUUUUUGA
Penicillium subrubescens is the source of this 252-nucleotide messenger RNA. RefSeq lists its product as uncharacterized. Bases 1 to 252 code for a protein of 83 amino acids. The transcript is spliced from 2 exons. The record is from RefSeq and is a predicted model, not a curated record. NCBI's taxonomy places the organism in Eukaryota, Fungi, Ascomycota, Eurotiomycetes, Eurotiales, Aspergillaceae.